CUUUAAACAAGAGCAGCAAAAUAGUUGUGCAGUUAAGACACCAGCUGCUUUGGAAGCAAGGCUGCAUGGAGAGCGAGGAUGGCUUUACCAAAGGUGAUCCGGUUGGCUGUUGUUCUUUUGGUAAUAUGUUGCGCUCUGGACAAGCCUGGAUUCAGACGCUCUGUGUCCGUCUUCUUUGAGGGACUGACGGCUGUUAAAUCACCCAGCAUUCAUGUUAGAGAGAAAAGAGAAACUUUUACAAAUUUCACUGAUUACGAGUUCCAAGUUGUUGUAAGUCUGUCUGAGCUGGAGAUUCUUCAGACGGUUCUCAACAACCUCAGUUUUCCCAUCGCCAUCAACAGCACCAGUGAGAUGUCCAACAUUCACGCCACGACAGUGUGUUCACGAAAUAUAAGUGGGUACCAGUGUGUGUGUGAGGAGAACUUUGCCUGGUCUUAUAACAGCUGUAUCACCUACGGAGUGUGUGACGCCAUCGUCGGUGACGCAUGUGGCUGCAUUAACGAGCUUCCAGCUGACGGUCAGUUCUGCCAGGUGAACAGCAGCCAAACAGUCACGACCCAAACACCGUCCUCUACGACAGCUCCAGAAACCUCAGCCAUCCUGACAACCACAUCAUCGCCUCCACCUUAUGAAACAUUGAUCGUCAUGUCAACUGCAUCAUCUCCAACACUUUAUGAAUCACAGGACAUUGGCAUUGUUCUUGAUUUGCACAUCCCGUUCUCCGACGUUCCACCCGAUGUCCUUGAUUUGACAAGAAUGGCUUUUGAAAAUAAAACAUUUCCUGUGGCCCUCUCACAGUUUGUAGAAUUGAUAGAAUUAAAUCUGACGACAGCCUGCUCUCCAAACGCCACUGAUGGACUGAAGUGUGAAUGUGAGGAUGGCUAUGCUUGGCCGUGUGACAUGUGCAAUGGAAACAAUUCAUGCAAAGAUGUCAGCAGUCAAACGUGUGCAUGCAAAUAUGGCCUUCUUUCCAGUGAAGAGUUCUGUCAACCAAUCACAGACAUUGAUUUGUGUCCCACAAGUUCUCCAGAAAUAACAAUAGUGACAAAUGCAACAGCGCCAGAAAUAACAACAGUGACAAACGCAACAACGCCAGAAAUAACAACGGUGACAAACGCAACAACGCCAGAAAUACCAACAGUGACAAAUGCAACAACACCAGAAAUAACAACAGUGACAAACACAACAACCCCAGAAAUGACAACAGUGACAAACGUAACAAUGCCAGAAAUAACAACAGUGACAAAUGCAACAACGCCAGAAAUAACAGCAGUGACAAAUGCAACAACGCCAGAAAUAACAGCAGUGACAAAUGCAAUUACACCAGAAAUACCAACAGUGACAAAUGCAACAACGCCAGAAAUAACAACAGUGACAAACGCAACAACGCCAGAAAUAACAACAUUGGAAAACACAACAAUGCCAGAAAUAACAACAGUGACAAUUGUAACUACACCAGCAAUACCAACAGUGACAAACGCAACAACGCCAGAAAUAACAACAGUGACAAACGCAACAACGCCAGAAAUAACAACUGUGACAAAUGCAACUACACCAGAAAUAACAACAGUGAAAAGCGCAACAACCCCACAAAUAACAACAGUGACAAGCGCAGCAACCCCAGAAAUAACAACAGUGACACAUGCAACAUCGACAAAUAGAACAAUGAUAUUUGCAGCAACACCAGAAAUGACAACAAACAUCCCAACAGUUGCUACAACUGUAGCCUCUGUUACAAAAGGGACAUUUACUCUUAACAUGGAUUUCAAAGAGUCGUAUAAUGAUGAAAGCAACGCUGUUUAUAAAGACAUUUAUGAUACUACUAAAACAAAGUGUCAGGAGCUUGUGUCAAAAGAUUGUACUGUGAAGAGUCUAACCUUACGGAGUGGAAGUACCAUCGCUGACUAUACUCUCAGUAGUCCUUCUGGGGAUGAAAAACAAUUUGAUUUAGCAAAAGAUGCCAUGUUAAAUCAACUGGCAACGAAGUAUCCUGUGGACUUCGUCAGUGUUGAACAAUUAACUACAUCAGUUAGUCCCGAGACAAUAAUUGCUGGGGUUCCGGUCACCCUGACAUGUGGACCUCCUCCAACAAAUCUGGAUUCAGACCUGACGGUGGAGUGGACACGUUCUGGAACUCUCCUGGACACAGUCAAACCCAGCCAAGACAGAACGUCAAAUUACAAAAUCCAAAAAUUUUUGAAAAUUCAUGAUGGAGUUUAUGUGUGUAAAAUGAAGCGGAAUGACGGUGCCACUUUCACACAGAGCCUCACCUUAACGUCCAAACCAGCACCACAGAUUACCGUGAACCCAGUCAAAGGAACGGUGAAAUGUGGUGGUUCUGUGACUGUGAAGUGUUCUGUUAACACCGGCUACCAGGUUCAAUUUAAAGGCCUGAAUCCUCCAAUUCCUGGUUUGGAAAUCAGCUACACAUACACAGCCCCUGGUGGAUGUAACCAACGGGAAGAGACGAUAACCUGCCAAAUGACAACAAACCCACAGGAUUCUAAAAUAAUAACUCUGGAAUUAAUCGAAGAUGCUCUUUGUAAGGCUAACGAUGUAUUCAGUGCCGGAUCGGUGGGCUUUGUGGCUGUUGCAUCCUGUGAAGCAGGCAAGGUGGGAAACAAGACAGCCGUCUGUAAGGCGGACGGCACAUAUGGAGAAUUCCAAGACAACUGUGUUCUAGAAGUCAUACAGAAUCUGCUCAGUGAGUCGGAGGCAUUGGAUGUGGUUACUCUGCCAGUAUUCUUGGAAGACCUCAAGGGUGCAACUAUCAAUAACUCUCAGACCAUAACUAACUCUCCGGCCACCAUCAGUGCCAUGGUGAAAAUCUUUGCAAAUAUUGGCCAGAGGGCCAAUUCUUUAAAAAUCACGUUAUCUGAGGACUCUACAAAGAAUAUCCUGGAAAGUGCGGGCAUUCUUACCACUGACGCUGCAAAAGGCACAUGGAAUACACUGAACAAUGACAACAGAAGUGAAAGUUCAGAAAACAAAAAUUCCAGCUCUUCAUUUUUGAGCGCCUUUGAAGUGAUAACAUCCCUCGUCGUCAACAAACCUUUAAUCAUAGAAACACAGUAUAUUCUUUUCACCAAAACUAACUUCACAAACAGUUUCAAGGAUGACUUGAAUUCCUCCGUGGAAAUAGACAUACCAGAAGCCGAGGGAAGCAGGCAGUCAGUCGCAGUAAUAUUAUUUGCUUCCAUGGACAACGUGCUUCCUGCAAGAGAAAGCGUGAACACAUCGUCCAGCGUCAUAAACGGCAAGGUGGUGCUUAUUCAGCCAGAAUCAGACAUUAACAACAUAUCGAUAGCAUUUGAUGUUCUGAAUGAGACCCUGGGAAAGCCUAAGUGUGUUUUCUGGGAUUUUAAUCUGGUUGAUGGUCUUGGAGGAUGGAGCGAUGAAGGCUGCUCAUUUGUACUCAAUGAAAACGGGACAGUCAGGUGCAGAUGCAACCAUACCACCUCCUUCUCCAUUCUGAUGUCACCCGACAGCCCAAAGGAUAUUGUGUUGGACUUUAUAACCUACAUUGGAGUCGGCCUAUCCAUGGGCUCCCUGGUUGUAUGUCUCAUCAUUGAAGGCAUCGCAUGGAGAAAAAUAAGAAGACAUUCAACAUCGUACUUGCGUCACGUCUCCAUCGUCAACAUCGCAGUGUCUCUCCUGAUUGCAGACAUUUGGUUCAUUAUUGGAGCGGCCAUUUCAAACACGAAAAGUGCGCCGGCCUGCACAGCCGCUACCUUCUUCAUCCACUUUUUCUACCUGGCCCUGUUCUUCUGGAUGCUGGCCUCUGCCCUGCUGCUGCUCUACCGGACUCUCAAUGUCUUUGAGGGAGGGCUGUCUAAACUAACCAUGCUGAUCAUCGGAUUCUCUUUGGGAUAUGGCGCGCCGCUGAUCAUUGCGACUAUAACUAUAGCUUCAACUGCUCCCUCGAACGAGUACAUCCGGGAAAAUGUCGUCUGUUGGCUCAACUGGAACCAGUCCAAAGCUCUGCUGGCCUUCGUGGUCCCUGCUCUCCUGAUAGUGGUGAUAAACUUAAUCAUUCUGAUUGUGGUGUUGUACAAAAUACUGAACAGGAGAGGUGGAGCAAACGCAGCCCAAACAGAAGAGAAGAGCGUUCUGUACGUGAUAGCCAGGAGUUUGGCUGUGCUCACGCCGUUGUUUGGACUGACUUGGGGUUUGGGAGUCGGCGUCAUGGUCAGCCCAAAAAACAGAGCGAUACACAUCACGUUUGCAUUGUUCAACUCAGUCCAGGGAUUCUUCAUUCUGGUGUUUGGGACACUGUUGGACAAAACGGUGCGCUCAGCGAUGACCAUAUCUCAGGGAUCUUCCUCGCUCAGCAGGACAACAAGCACCAGCGCCAGAACGUUUUCCAGUGGAGUGAGCAAGUUUUUCAGCAAGCUGAAGAAACCAAGACGUUCUACCAGGGGCUACCACACGUCUUCUGAUGGAUCCAACACUUAAUCCAAUGCAAAGUUGAGCAAAUUCAAAUAUUAUUAUUUGAUCAGAUUAAUUCUCAUCAAGUUCGAUUUGCUUGUUAAUGGAUUGUGAACAAAUGAAGGAAACUGAAUCCACUGCUUUCAGCAGCUGCUACUUGUAAUAAUAAAUCUUCACAUAAUGUGUCCAUGUCUUUUUAAAAUGUAUAAUAAUCUGCAGUAAUAUCUGUUUGUAGACAUUUUUAAUCCCAACUCUUGACAAAAAUGUUUCCUUUGUUUCUUAUGGUCAAAAAAAGUGCAAAUUAUGUUAAAUAUUGAGAAGCUUACAUCACAUUAUUUUAAAUAAACAUAUAAUAUAAAAAGUAGAUGCAGAAAAGUCGCAUUUUUGCAAAGUUUCCCAAAUCACUUUAGUCCAAUAAUGACUCUAAUAUGACAUAAUACUUCUAAUAUCAAUGUGAAGUAAUGAAUUUUAUUCCAUAAGUAGCUGAUGACUCUUCCCUGUUUCAUAAAAUGCGUGUGUGUAGGUGAGUGUGUAGGUGUGCGUGUGCGUGCAUGUGUGUGUGUGUGUGUGUGCGCAUUGGGAUGAAGAGUGUAGAAAUCCUUUUUGACAGGAUGGUGUGUGUUAUACUUUUAUAAAAGUACUCUAUAUUUUAUUUAUUAAUGUCUUCCCAAACCUAAAUAUUCUUGUACAGAAAUGUCAUUUCUCGCGCCUUUCUGCUUUCAUUUUGUUUUUCUCUUGAAUAAAUUCAUCGGCCGGAGUCAAAGUUAGAGGACUAAACUCACGUAACUGGUUCUUGACAAGAAAAAAAAAACACCCUGGCAUCUUCAGUAUCCAGCAGUCUUAAAGCUGCUGGAUACUGAAAUGCCUGUGGUGUAAGUUCAAACAGAGACACUGAAGUACUUUCAGUAUCGCAUGAAGGAAAUGAAAAUGGUUUCAGACCAUAUGUUGUGUAUCAGUAUCUGGUAUCGAUCAUGUUGGCACUGAGUUUUUAUCGGUUUGUUCUCUUCUCCGAAAUCAACACUGAAUAAUUUGUGGCUUGUAGGCAACUAUAAACCUGAGAGAUCCUCGGAUCCCAGUAGAUCAGCUGUUUUCAAAUACAACCAGCCCAUCUGGCAACAAAGUCUAUGCUACAUUUAAAGAUCUAUGAAUGCGUCAAACGCAAUAAAUCACGUACUGUUGUAAAACCCUUGUAACAUAUAUAUCUGUGUGACACAUGUAUUGAGGUCUGGCCUAAUUUUAUAUUUUAUACAGUAUUACUGUUUAUUUAAGACAGCAAAUUAUGACAGUUCAUUCUGUUAUUGUGUACAUGGCGUACAUAAUGCUGUAUUGAAUAACUAUGAGUUGACUGAUAAUGAUGUAUUUUUCCUCAUAGGUUUUUUGACUGGUCUCAGUGUCUCCUCUAAUGCAGUGGUCCCAAACCUCCUUCCUUCACCACCCCGCCACUCCCACCCUCACCUCUCUACACUGUAACCCUCGCAUGGAAAGCGCACGGCAACAGUGAAAGAAAACUGUUGCUUUUAUUUCGACUGUUGAUGUGAAACGGAGAUCCAACUUUUGCUUGCAUAUUUUCGUGGGAAUCAGAUUUAACUGCUAUAGAGUGACGCAUCUCAUGUGCCAAAAAUCUGUAAUUGUCAACUGAUCAGUAUUUGUGUUGACAUCUGUAGAGCUGUGCUGGACUCCAGCCAAGGCCACUGAUAAGCUUCCACUACCAGACAAUGGUGGGAACAGACGUAUAACGCUUAGUGCACACACGCUCGCAUAUAUUCUUUAUGGCUUAUUGAGCUUCUGUGCAGCAGUAAUAAAAAUGCAUUGUGAUUCUGAUUAUGUACCAAAGCCGGAUUGAAUACAAGAUUAAAACUUGUAUUGUGCUUUUAAAUGAACAUUUAAACUGGCAUGUUGAAUGUUAAGCUUUCAAUCACUCAUUUAACAUUGACAUUUUUAUGAAAAAUAAAAGUAAUGAUUGUCUAA
This is a messenger RNA of Poeciliopsis prolifica (blackstripe livebearer), 6396 nucleotides long. RefSeq names its product adhesion G protein-coupled receptor F5-like. Gene Ontology annotation, biological process: G protein-coupled receptor signaling pathway; cell surface receptor signaling pathway. Gene Ontology annotation, molecular function: G protein-coupled receptor activity. Gene Ontology annotation, cellular component: membrane. Lineage: Eukaryota; Metazoa; Chordata; Actinopteri; Cyprinodontiformes; Poeciliidae. The transcript has 24 exons. Bases 79 to 4455 code for a protein of 1458 amino acids. The record is from RefSeq and is a predicted model, not a curated record.